GAACACUCAGUGAACACACACAAGGAAACGACUUGUUUUCCAGACGCCAGCAUCGGAAAUUUCCACAGACACUGAAAAGUUAAGCCCAGAAAGCAAAAAUUCGAAAAUGAUUGGAGUGCGGGGAACUUUCAAGGUUUUGGCGGCCAUAUCGGGAAUGCUGUUCAUGGGCUAUUGCGUGUAUUUCGACAAGAAGCGUCGCAGUGAUCCGGAGUUCAAGAGGAAGUUGCACGAGAGGCGCCACCAACGGGCCCUCCCAGUCAUGGGAUUGGGAUCCUCGGGAUCUUCGGCUAGCGUGAGCGACAAGGACAUCGAGAUGUACUUCAUGACCCAGAUCCACAAGGGCGAAGGACUGAUCACGAAUGGCGACAUUGAGGGCGGCGUGGACCACCUCAUCAACGCGAUCCUUGUCUGCACCCAGCCGGGAAAACUGCUGCAGGUCCUUCAGAACACUCUGCCCGUGGAGAUCUUCACCAUGAUGCUGAUCAAGAUGCAUGCUUAUGAGUCCGCCGAACGCAGUUCCCCGAUCGUCGUGGAUGAGGAAGGUGUCAGUGCCCUUGAAUAGGCCACUUGGCCACAAAAAUUAAGGGUCUCUGGUGUUUUUUUCUGCCCCGCCAAGGGAAAACUUUUCUCUGACGGCAGUCUCGAGUGGCAGAGUACAUUCAUUUGGUUCACGUAUCUCGGGCAAAUACAUACAAUGUAUACUGGUA
Molecule: messenger RNA, 707 nt
Organism: Drosophila takahashii
Lineage: Eukaryota; Metazoa; Arthropoda; Insecta; Diptera; Drosophilidae
Gene: tomboy20
Product: tomboy20
Biological process (GO): protein targeting; tRNA import into mitochondrion; protein import into mitochondrial matrix
Cellular component (GO): mitochondrial outer membrane translocase complex; mitochondrial outer membrane
Molecular function (GO): transmembrane protein transporter activity
Source: RefSeq, a predicted model, not a curated record